CCGCUACAAAUGUGAACAGUAUCCAAGAUUUCCUUUUAACGUAGACUAUUGUAAUUAUAACAAGUCUCUGCGUGAAUGCCUACAGUACCCUUUCUGAACCUGUACAUCUAAACUAUUAAUGAUUCCAAAAAAUAAAUUUCAACACGAUUAAUACAGUGUUUGGAUUCAUUAAAGUAACUAUAGUAAUCGCUCCUACUAAAUUCUUAAUAAAUUACAUAGUUUUCGUAAUCAUUACAGAAAGUGGUCACAUAUCCGAGCUGUAAUAUACACUAUUGUAAUUAUUACGAAAGAAAUUUUCUCCGUGCAGGUGAGGUUUUUAACAACCGAUUUAAAAGAAAAAGAUUUUGUCGAGAUAGCGAAAAAAAUGGUUAAUGAUUAUCCAAACAUUUUUAAGGAUUUAAAGGAAGGGGGAGGAAAUUUCGGUGGAGGUUAUUACGUGAUUAAACAAAAAAUUAAAAAUAGAUUCGCAUACAUUUCUAGAAGCAGCGGUAAUAAUUUUUUAAAGCAGACGAAAAGAGUUGCUAUUUCAGACAAAAAAAAUUGAUUCUUGCGCAAGCUGGUUGUGUAAAUUGGCAACCAGAGAAACACCCUGAAAACCAAACUGACGAAUCCGUUAAAACUAGUCAGCAAGUACUGCAACAAUAUGCCCUUGAAAUUCACGAAGAAUAUGAUGACGAUAUCACACAUCACUUAGAAACGACAUACACUGCUCAGAGACUCUUUUUAAAUAAUUUUAAAAAUUUUCCAGACAUUAAUAAUGUUAUGACAGAAUGGCCGUUACUUAUAAUUGACAAUUAUUUAUUUUGGCAUUAUAAAUUAUUAGUGGGACACGAAAUUGCAGACGUCACGAAUGGGAUGAUAAAACAGUACGAGAAAAUUUUUACAUUCAACGAUUUAAAAUUUCACUCAAAAACAAUGAUUAGAUCGAAUGAGAAAAAAAGUAGGGGAAAAAAUACAAAUAACACUGCAAAUGAAGUUGAUGCACCAGUUGCAACGAAAGGUACAGUUUCGCUGUUUCAAUUUGAAAAAACCACAGAUGAAGAAAUCAUGUUCCUGCAAGUUUUGGACAUUGUAGCGAGCCACUUUGGAGAAAAAAUCAAUUUUCUCUGUGUAGAGUGUGAGACAUCUGAAUUGGAACAAUUGGAUUCUUUGGAAUUGCCGGACACGCCAUGUCUUUUGAGAGCUAAAGAUUCGAAUCCAAUAGAAUAUCGUGUCAUAAUUGACAAGGUUGCAGUAUGGUACAAUACAGACUUCGUAAAAGCGUUCCAGUAUUUUUUUGCUUCUACUUAUGUCUUCAACAGAAUAUAUAAUGACAAUUUGGCUGCUACUUUAUUAUUCGUCGAAAUGUACGCAAGCCCAAUUAGAUCUAAACACCGUAGUAAAGCUCGACAUCAUACGGUGGUUUUAUCGAAGGUCAUGGGCUUAUAUAAUAAGUUGCGUGACGUAAAUGUUCCUACAUCAUCAUCAUCAUCAUCAUCGUCUUAAAAAGAAGAAAUGAAUCAAAGCUCAGAUUGUUCUAGAAGCAGAUCACUGCGACGAG
Messenger RNA from Leptopilina heterotoma, 1540 nucleotides. RefSeq lists its product as uncharacterized. The coding region runs from base 763 to 1485 and encodes 240 amino acids. NCBI's taxonomy places the organism in Eukaryota, Metazoa, Arthropoda, Insecta, Hymenoptera, Figitidae. The record is from RefSeq and is a predicted model, not a curated record. The transcript has 4 exons.